Messenger RNA from Clavispora lusitaniae ATCC 42720, 3840 nucleotides. RefSeq names its product ubiquitin-specific protease. Gene Ontology annotation, biological process: protein deubiquitination; regulation of protein stability. The record is from RefSeq and is a predicted model, not a curated record. Gene Ontology annotation, cellular component: cytosol; nucleus. NCBI's taxonomy places the organism in Eukaryota, Fungi, Ascomycota, Pichiomycetes, Serinales, Metschnikowiaceae. Gene Ontology annotation, molecular function: protein binding; cysteine-type deubiquitinase activity.
AUGAUCGAUAACGACGACAAAAUCAUUGACAUUGAUAGCGACUGCGACAUUGUCGGAGAAAAACCGCCCGACACCAUAGUUCUUAGCGCCAGCGACGCUGACAGCGCCGAUGAUUCCGAUCCCGACGCCAUGGACGACAUGGAUGCGUGUGCCGCUGAAAACGAACCCAGCAAGGCUACUUCACAACUGACGCAGCUGCUGUUGUACCCUAAAGCAGACGAGUACGAAAAACUUGCGCUGAGGCUCAUGAAACCACUUCCAGAAUAUCCCGUAGUGGGCGAGGCUCAUUACACGUGGACCAUCUCCGACUGGAGCUCAGUACGCCGUGAAGAUAAAGUACGCAGCGGCCGUUUUGAAUGCGGUGGCUUUCUGUGGAAUAUGCUCUUGUUUCCGAGAGGAAACAAUGAUACAGUGUCACUUUACAUGGAACCGCAUCCGUCCGAGUCUCAUGGACCCAACUGGUAUGUGUGCGCACAGUUUGCGUUGGACAUGUGGAAUCCAGAACAUCCAGAAUCCCAUUACCCGUCAAGUUCGAGCCACAGAUUCAACAAGAACGAAACGGACUGGGGUUUUUCGGCCUUCAUCACAGGCCGCGAUCUUGCAAACCCCGCAAAGUGCAAUCAGCCCCAUGCGAUUCUCGAAAACAACACAUUAAAUAUCACGGGCUAUGUACGUGUUAUUGACGACUCUGCUACAGGGGUAUUGUGGCACAAUUUCGUGGAAUACGAUUCUAAGGCGCACACGGGUUACGUGGGUUUGAACAAUCAGGGAGCUACAUGCUACCUCAAUUCGUUACUCCAAUCGUACUAUACCACACGAGUAUUUCGAGACUUGGUAUGCCAAAUUCCUACCGACGACGGUGCUGGCAGCAAAGCCGUUCCUUUGGCAUUGCAGCGUAUCUUUUACCUCAUGCAACUGUCCAAUGAACCGGUCGGAACGUUGGAACUUACUAAAUCAUUUGGCUGGGAUUCUUCAGACGCUUUUACACAGCACGAUGUCCAGGAACUCAACCGUGUUCUAAUGGACCGACUCGAGACAGCCAUGAAAGGCACGCCCAUUGAAAAGAAAUUGAACGAUGUUUUCGUCGGCAAGAUGAAACUGUACAUUAAGUGUGUCAAUGUGCCAUAUGAAUCUUCACGUGUGGAGGAAUUUUGGGAUAUUCAACUCAACGUGAAAGGGUUUCGCAAUUUACAACAGUCAUUCGAGAAUUACAUCGAAAUCGAAAUGCUUGAGGGAGAAAACAAAUAUCAGGCAGGCGAGGAAUACGGUUAUCAGGAUGCAAAGAAGGGUGUGGUAUUCGAGUCUUUCCCUCCUGUGUUGCAUUUACAAUUGAAACGGUUCGAGUAUGAUUUUAUGGUCGAUGAUCUCGUGAAAAUAGAUGAUUUAUACGAGUUUCCAGACAAAAUCGACCUCAGCCCAUAUUUGGAUACUGAUUUACCCCCGGCAGUGCGCAACCAGAACUGGAACUAUAAACUUCACGGUGUACUUGUACACCAGGGAAGCAUUUCCAACGGGCACUACUAUGCCAUGAUAAAACCAGAAGCCAACAGCCAAACGUGGCUCCGUUUUGAUGACGAUAAGGUGUGGAAGGUAACCCCAUCGCAAGUUUUCCAAGAAAACUUUGGUGCUCAGGAGUUGUCACCUAUACAGUUACGUCUGCUCACUCGCCUGGAGCGCAAUGAGUACUUGAUCCGGAGGGCAACUUCCGCAUACAUGUUAGUUUACUACCGUGAAUCGGAGAUGGAGUUUGUACUUCCUGAAAAGCUUGCUUCCAUCCCAGACCACGUAUCUGAACAAAUCAAUAGAGAGCGCGAGGAGCUUGCCAAUUGGGAGAAGAAGAAGCGUGAAGCCAUGUUCUACACAAAUGUCAAGCUCGCAACAGUUGACAACUUUGUAUGCUACAAUGGGUUUGACACAUACCCAGAUCCAGCGAAACCGAAGUUCUACGACCCGAACAUCUUUGACAAACGUGCAUACCCUCCAGUGCUCUCUGUGAAGAAGGAUAUGACGUUUGCCUCUUUAUACAAACUUGUGGCCCAGGAGUUAGGCUAUGAGAAGGAGAACGCUCUCGGUACAGAAGACGAUGCGAUCUCCAUUGAUGACGAUACUGACCUCUCCAAAUUUCCAUUCCGUUUGCUUACAGUCAAACAUCGCAACAAUAGAACAAGCAGACCCGACUCCGCUGUUCCUCCAGAGAUGUAUGAAUCAACCAUUAAUGACGUGUACACACAAUGCUUCAAACGCAAGUACGACGAGUUAGUGUUCUUUGUGGAAGAACUGCGGAAAGAGUUGAGCCAUAUCACCCCUCCUACAACAAAAACUGCUCCUGAAGUAUUUGAUUUUGAAGCAUUGGCCGAUCGUAUCGUUAGCAAUCAAGAUGCAAAACCUGCGCAUUUUGACGAUAGCGAUGUCAAGAUAUUCAUCAAGUAUUUCGAUCCCGUGUUGAAUGAAGUUCGUGGAGUCACUUAUGCUAGCGUACCUAAGGACACUGUGGUAUCAGAGUUGAUGGAGCCAAUCAAUAAUGUCCUCGGCUUCGAUGAACUGACACCUUUGGAAUUUUUCGAAGAAGUAUCACUGACUCGCAUAGAACCAGUCGAUUCAAGUGUCACGCUCGAGAAAAACGAACUAGGCACUGGAGACAUUUUGACCGUCCAGAUCGCCAACGUCGAGAGUAGCGCGGUGGAAAAGAAGUUCAGUAACGCUAGAGAUUACUAUGACUUCUUAUCGACAAGGUUCCAUAUUAUGGUAAAACCUUGCAAGGCAGGAGACGAUGAGGAAGACAGUAACUUUGUCGCUGACGAACAGACUCCAGAAACGGAGUCCACUAAUGGAGAAACUACGGAGGCACAAGAAAUCCAAUUGGCUAAAGAAAUGAGUAGAUCUUUUGAUAUGUGGGUAUCUACGUCAUACACUUACCAAGAAUUGGCGGAAGAAAUUGCUAUGAAACUUGGCAAUAAUGUUAACCCGGAGCACUUGCGUCUCUUUGUGCUCAACAACAGCGGCAGCCGACUUCCAUUGUCAUCAAAUUUGGUUUUGUCACAAAUUUUCAACAAGCAAGUGGCAGUGUCUACCACAAUUCAGUUUGAGUACGAAGUACUCAACAUCACAUUGGAAGAGUACGAGAACAUGAAAUCAGUCAAAAUUUACUGGCUCAAUACGAUUCUUCAAUUCCAUCUCCUUGACAUGCUUGUACCGAAAACGAGCACGGUUGCAGAUCUCAUUAAGAAAGUGAUCGAUAAGAUGGAUGUGCCUAAAGAACAUUGGAGCAAUUUACUUGUAUGGGCUGGCCAAGAAUACAAGUAUGCAGACCUCGUCAAGUUUGACCGAUCUAUUGAAGAUUUGAAUAGCCUGUACGAGUAUUAUUGCGGAUAUUUCCCGGCAGAAGUGGAAAUAUUGACUAGCCACGACAUGUUUAAAAGAUUCGACGAGAACUAUACAUCCGAGUCUGACAUUACAGAUGAGACUCUCCGGCUGGAGUUCCAAUUGGCCCAACGCUACUUGAAACUGUUGAAUAUUAUCCCAGUGUUCCAUUUCCACAAAUCGACAUCUUAUGUUCACAGCAAGCCCUUUGUGUUUGCAGUAUUUCCGGACGAGUUGUUUGAAGACACGAAGACUCGAUUGCGCAAAAAGUUGGGUCUUGGCAUCCAGGCGUUCGAGAAAAUCAAAAUCGCUCUCGCCGACAGCAAUGACAAGGGCCGGUACCUCGACAUGGACAAGGCAGACUUGAAUUUGCUCCAGGAGAUUCUGAAGUUUGACUCGCACGUGUCGCUUGCUUUGGACCACCCGGACCGUACUCCACGUAGGGUGAACCCAUACGAGCGUGGUAUCUCUAUCCGGUAG